AGUUUGAGACUUAUUCUAGAAGCAGAGGAAACGAAAGUGCAAACUGAGAAUUAGGGAAGGGAAGAGAUCAGAGAAGAAUGGGAGAGCGAAAGAUGCUUUCGAUGGGCAUACGAUGCAAUCUCUGCGGAAAUUUCAUGUACAGGGGAACCAAAGUCAACGCCCGUAAGGAAGAUGUCAUUGCCGAGAAAUAUUUGGGUUCUCAAAUUCAAAUAUAUAGAUUCUACUUCAGAUGUAGCCAAUGCGCGGCGGAGAUAAUCAUGAAGCCGGACCCUCAAAAUUCAGAUUAUGUUGUUGAGUCUGGAUCAACACGCAAUUUCGAACCGUGGCGUGAUGAGGAUGAGCGAGUAGAGAAGGAGAAGCGGGAAAGGGAAAUCGAAGAAAUGAGGGAUCCAAUGAAAUCCUUGGAGAACACAACCAUGGAUUCCAAAAGAACAAUGGACAACUUGGCUAAUUUGGAGGAAUUAAAGUCCAUCAAGUCCAGAUACGCAACCAUCAAGCAAGAUGCAACGCUUGAAGCCUUGAAUUGUACAGCUGUGGAAAAAGAGAAGAAAUUGGAUGAGGAGGAUGAAGCACAAAUUAAAUCAAUCAUAACGCAUAACUCAAGAAACUAUGUUCAAAGAAUUCGUGAAGAAAAUAUUGAUGAUGAUGUAAUGUGUGAGCAUUUGGUGACAGAGUUGGUUGAAGCAUAUUGUGGUGGGAAUAGUGUCUUAGAAGCAUGA
Morus notabilis is the source of this 719-nucleotide messenger RNA. RefSeq names its product coiled-coil domain-containing protein 94 homolog. Gene Ontology annotation, biological process: mRNA splicing, via spliceosome. The coding region runs from base 78 to 719 and encodes 213 amino acids. The transcript is spliced from 7 exons. The record is from RefSeq and is a predicted model, not a curated record. Gene Ontology annotation, cellular component: U2-type catalytic step 1 spliceosome. Lineage: Eukaryota; Viridiplantae; Streptophyta; Magnoliopsida; Rosales; Moraceae.